This is a messenger RNA of Actinia tenebrosa (Australian red waratah sea anemone), 1714 nucleotides long. Its product is annotated as potassium voltage-gated channel subfamily A member 2-like. Gene Ontology annotation, biological process: protein homooligomerization; potassium ion transmembrane transport; action potential. Lineage: Eukaryota; Metazoa; Cnidaria; Anthozoa; Actiniaria; Actiniidae. The record is from RefSeq and is a predicted model, not a curated record. Gene Ontology annotation, cellular component: membrane; voltage-gated potassium channel complex. Gene Ontology annotation, molecular function: delayed rectifier potassium channel activity.
GUAAUUGAGUGGUAAUUUGAUUGUAGCGUGUCGUUGGUAGCAAAAACGUACCUGCCUAAAAAUAGCUGUCAGUACAUUGUCUAUCAACUGAGUCACUACUUAAGUCACCCUCAGAUUCAGAUUUGUCAACUUUGACACUGUCCUGUCAAUUCAACAUGAACAAGCGGUCUGCACAGACUGCUUUAAGUACGAGGAAACCAUGCCAACCUUCUCAUACAUUCUAUCCUAAAAGUUAUGUAUUUGGUUCAAAAAUUUUCGGGAGUUGAGUUUUGAUCUAUGGGAUGAGUUAAGGCAAUGACAUUGAGCUUCAAAGAAACUGCACAGUGUUUCCACAGAAAAGAUGAAAGCUUGGAACCCCUGCGAUCGUUCUACACGAGAGGUAGGAAGAAAAUCAUUCUCAACAUAUCUGGUACGAAGUUUGAGACGUACGAAAGUACUUUAGAGAGAUUUCCUAACACGCUUCUCGGCUCCAGGAGAAAACGAGCUCGCUACUAUAACUCUGUGAACAGAGAGUAUUACUUUCACAGAGACAAUACAACCUUUGAUUUUAUAUUAUUCUUUUAUCAAAGUAAUGGAAGGCUCGUCAAACCAGUUGAAGAAUUUGUCCCAGAUGACGUUUUUAGAAGAGAAGUUGCUUUUUACGAGCUCGGCGAAGCAGCUCAAAAACAACUGCCUGUGACAUACAAUGAAGAAUUCGACUUGAAUCAAACUAAGUAUGGGAGCCUGCAGAACACUGUUCAGCGGCUGCGCUAUUUACUGGAAAAACCAACAAAAAGUUUACAUGGAAAAAUAUUGGGCGUUUGGUUUAUGUUCGUAAUAGCGCUGUCUAUUACGAUUAGAUGUGUGAAAACACUGCCAAUAUUCCACCAGAUACAUCCUAGGAGCUACUGCGACAUCAAUACAACGUACUCUUCACCUUUUGGCCUCGCGAAUGAUUACAAGAAUAUCUGGCUUCUGUUUGAGUUAUUUUGUAGUGCCAUUUUCACCCUCGAAUUCUUUGCUCGUCUUUUCACGGCUUCAAGAAAGCUUAGAUACUGUUUUUCUGCGUUAGGAAUCAUCGACUUUAUUUCAUUUGUUCCUCAUUUUACGUUACUUGCAAUUGAGAACAGUUCGCUCUUGACUCCCGACACCUACCCCCUGAGGAGUUUGCUUAAAUUCCUUCCAUUCCUAUGUAUUUUCAAAGUGUCACGCUACUCCAUCGGAUUACAGAUAUUCUGGAAAAGCCUUCAUUCCAGCAGUAACGAACUUGGUCUUUUAUUGUAUUGCGUUUUGUUGAGUGUCGUACUUUUCGGGAGUUUGUUAUUUUACUGUGAGGAUGACCUCAACGGCUUCACUAGUAUCCCAGCAUCCUUUUGGUACGCUAUCAUCACCAUGACAACGGUUGGCUACGGUGAUAUGGUUGCAACGUCUUUAUUUGGCAAACUUUUCAGCGCGUGUUGUGCGGUGAUAGGUGUGACGUCACUUUUAGCGCUACCAACCACUGUUGUUGUCAAUAAUUUUAACGUCUUUUAUAAAACGAGGAAGCGAGAACGUGGAGAGUACACGAAGCGAUUCAAGGACGAGAAAGACUGGAACAUCGAGCGUAAUUUGUAAACUUGUCACGUGUGUUGCCAUGGUAAUUAUGGCAUUGUAACGCACUAUUAGAUUAACUGUCAAUAAAUUCUGUUUAAAUCUAGUUACUGGUAAUUAAUUAUUGCAUACGACUUCCUCCUUC